This is a messenger RNA of Heteronotia binoei (common prickly gecko), 4931 nucleotides long. It is a transcript of the gene FILIP1, whose product is annotated as filamin A interacting protein 1. Lineage: Eukaryota; Metazoa; Chordata; Lepidosauria; Squamata; Gekkonidae. The transcript is spliced from 7 exons. Bases 455 to 4090 code for a protein of 1211 amino acids. The record is from RefSeq and is a predicted model, not a curated record.
GCGAGCUGAGCUCAACAAAGUCAUUGCUCUUAACAGUGCGCAGAGAGACCAGGAGAGGGGAAAUGCAAUCUUAGAACUUCACUGCCAAAGUCUACGACCACAAAGCAACAGUUGUGGGUAGGGGCAAAAAAAGAGGGAGAGAGAUAAAAAAAAGAAAAGAAAGAGAAAGCUUUUGAACAAAAGCCUGAGUGAAACAUAAGAGAGAACUGGUACCUCCUUUUUUUUCUGACUAGCAUUUCUCUGAACAGGAACUACGUUCCUCUUCUGCUCUCUUCCCCAUUUCCUGCAUUACUUCAGUCUCUGGUAGAUCUAGAAAAGAAAGCUUCUUUCUGUGUGUUCUUCUGGGCUGAAUAUCCUCAGUCUUGAUGAUGCAAGUUAAAUUUCUGAAGUCUUCCAAGAACCGAGUGCCUUACUGAAAGACCUACAUCUAGCUGCUUGCAACUGGCAGGUCAGGAUGAGAUCCCGAAAUCCAGGUGGGGAAAGCUCAUCAAAUGGGCAUUUUUCCAGUUCAAAGCCCACUACCAAUACCACUGAAAAUCCAAACCUGCAGGAAGAUGCAAAGAAAAAGAGCAAAUGUAACCGAAAAAGAGAGGAGAUAACAAUCUCAGAAACAGUCAAACAGCACAGCAGAUUGCCAACACCUGGUGAGAAGAAAAGCAAGAAAUCCAUAGAACUCUCUAAAGAGGACCUCAUCCAGCUCCUUAGUAUAAUGGAAGGAGAAUUGCAGGCUAGAGAAGAUGUUAUCCACAUGAUGAAGACAGAGAAAAUCAAGCCUGAAAUUUUGGAGGCACACUAUGGAUCUGCAGCUCCAGAGAAUGUCCUAAGACUACUACACAGGGAUGCUGCCCUUGCCCAAGAGAAAUCUGUUGCAGAAGAUGUCUAUGAGAAGCCCAUUUCAGAGCUGGACAGACUCGAAGAAAAACAGAAAGAAACAUACCGGCGCAUGCUCGAACAGCUUCUCUUGGCAGAGAAGUGCCAUCGGCGCACAGUUUAUGAGCUGGAAAAUGAGAAGCAUAAACAUACAGAUUACAUGAACAAGAGUGAUGACUUUACCAACCUCUUGGAGCAGGAGCGUGAAAGAUUAAAGAAACUUCUUGAACAGGAAAAGAUCUACCAAGCCCGCAAAGAAAAGGAACAUGCCAAAAGGCUCAACAAGCUAAGAGAAGAGUUAGUCAAACUCAAGUCAUUUGCACUUAUGCUGGUGGAUGAAAGACAGAUUCACAUUGAGCAGCUUGAUCAGCAAACCCAGAAAAUACAAGAUCUGACCCAAAAAUUAAAAGAAGAAGAAGAAAAGCUGAAAACUGUAAGUUCCAAAGCAAAGGAGGAUGGGCAGAAAUUGAUGAAGUUAGAAGCAGAAUUUGAACACAAGACAUCAUCAUUUGCUCAAGAACAUGAGGAGAUGACUGCUAAAUUGCUUAGCCAGGAGUCACAUAAUAGGCAGCUCAGGCUUAAGCUAGCUGGCUUAACCCGAAGAAUUGAAGAACUGGAAGAAACCAACAAAAAUCUCCAGAAGACUGAAGAAGAGCUUCAAGAGUUGAGAGACAAAAUAGCCAAAGGGGAAUGUGGGAACUCCAGUUUGAUGGCUGAAGUAGAAAACCUCCGCAAACGUGUUCUUGAAAUGGAAGGCAAAGAUGAGGAGAUCACAAAAACCGAGUCCCAGUGUAAGGAGCUUCAAAAGAAACUGCAAGAGGAGGAGCACCAUACUAAGGAGCUCAAAUUGGAAGUGGAGAAACUACAGAAGAGAAUGUCUGAACUUGAAAGGCUUGAGGAGGCUUUCAACAGAAGCAAAUCGGAGUGCACACAGCUGCAUUUGAACCUGGAGAAAGAAAAGAACUUCACCAAGGACUUGAUCAAUGAGUUGGAAGUGGUAAAGACACGAGUAAAAGAUCUUGAGUCUUCCGAAAGUAAGUUGGAAAAGGCUGAGCUCCUCUUGAAAGAUGACCUUACCAAGCUGAAGUCAUUUACAGUCAUGUUGGUUGAUGAAAGAAAAAACAUGGUGGAUAAGAUAAAGCAGGAAGAGAGAAAAGUUGAAAGCCUGAAUAAAAAUUUUAAGGUGGAGCAAGGCAAAGUUAUGGAAGUGACUGAAAAGCUCAUAGAUGAAAGUAAAAAGUUUUUGAAGCUGAAAUCUGAAAUGGAGGAAAAGGUGACCUGUUUGACAAAGGAAAGGGAUGAGUUAAUUGGUAAGCUGAAGAGUGAGGAGGAAAAAUCUGCUGAGCUGAGCUGCACAGUGGAUCUGUUAAAGAAAAGAAUUGAUGGUAUAGAGGAGGUUGAAAGAGAAAUAGCCAGAGGUCGAGUCAGAAAAGGACAGGGUCUCUCUGGCCAGGAGGAUAACAAGAUUAAAGAACUCACAGCUGAAAUUGAAAGACUGAGAAAGCGUCUCAAGCAACUGGAAGUGGUUGAAGGUGACCUAAUGAAGACUGAGGAUGAAUAUGACCAGCUGGAGCAAAAAUUUAGGACUGAGCAGGACAAAGCUAAUUUCCUUUCUCAGCAACUGGAAGAAAUGAAGCUGCAGAUUGCAAAAAAUAAAGCCAUCGAGAAGGGUGAGGCAGUGAGUCAGGAAGCAGAGCUGAGGCACAGGUUUCGACUGGAAGAAGCUAAGAGCAGCAACUUGAAAGCUGAAGUGCAGGCACUCAAAGAGAAAAUUCAUGAGCUGAUGAACAAAGAAGACCAACUUUCUCAGCUCCAAGUGGAUUACUCUGUUCUUCAGCAAAGAUAUAUGGAAGAAGAAAAUAAAAACAAAACCAUGGGGCAGGAGGUGCUGAAUUUAACAAAGGAACUUGAGCUGUCCAAGCGCUACAGCCGUGCCUUGAGACCCAGUAUGAAUGGCAGAAGAAUGGUAGAUGUACCUGUUACUUCCACUGGAGUACAAACUGAUGCAGUAAGCAGUGAAAUGGCAGAAGAAGAAACGCCUGCUGUGUUCAUUAGGAAAUCCUUCCAGGAGGAGAACCACAUCAUGAGCAAUCUUCGACAGGUGGGCCUUAAAAAGCCUAUGGAAAGGUCAUCUGUGCUUGACAGAUAUCCUCCUGCAGCAAAUGAGCUUGCAAUGAGGAAAUCCUGGAUUCCAUGGAUGAAAAAAAGAGAGAAUGGUCCGCCAGCAACUCAAGAGAAAGGAGCCCGAAUACAGACCAAUCCAGAACAUCCUGGGGAAGUGGUCCUUUCGCCAAAGCAGGGGCAGCCCCUUCAUAUUCGGGUAACACCAGAUCAUGAGAAUAGUACCGCUACUUUAGAGAUCACUAGUCCAACAGCAGAAGAGUUCUUCUCAAGUACUACUGUCAUCCCCACCUUGGGAAAUCAGAAACCACGGAUUACUAUCAUUCCCUCUCCUAACAUUUCCCAAAAAGGAAAAAGUGGAGACAGCCCUGUGAGCCCAGAACGAGCUAUGUCCCCAGUUACUAUAACUACUUUUUCAAGAGAGAAAUCUUCAGAGAGUACUAGGUCUCCCUUUAUUGAACGGCCCGUGUCCCCAAUUCAGAUAAUGACAGUGUCUACCUCUGCUGCACCUGCGGAAAUUACUGUGACCCCGGAAUCGCAGGACAUGACCAUGGGGAGGGCUGUGUUUAAAGUGACACCAGAGAAACAAAAUGUACCAACUCCAGUCCGGAAGUACAAUGCCAAUGCAAAUAUUAUAACAACAGAGGACAACAAAAUUCACAUCCACUUAGGUUCUCAGUUUAAGCGCUCGCCUGGCACAGCUCAAGAUGGAGCAAGCCCUGUGAUAACUGUCAGACCUAUGAAUGUAGCAGCAGAGAAAGAGGUGAUGACGGGUACUGUCCUUCGUUCUCCCAGGAGUAAUGCAUCCUCAAGGCCUGCAGCAAGCAAAGUUACAAGUACCAUCACUAUAACUCCAGUUACUACAUCAUCCACACGAGGAACACAAUCAGUGACAGGACAGGAUGGGUCAUACCAGAGACCUACACCCACCCGAAUCCCUGUGUCUAAAGGUAUGAAAGCCGGAAAGCCAGUAGUGACAGCCUCGGGAACAGGAAAUCAGACCAAAUUUGAGCCUCGUGCCGAGACUCAGUCUAUGAAAAUAGAACUGAAGAAGUCUUCAGCCAGUAGCUCUCCCUCCCUUGGUGGAGGGAAGGCCUGAGGGCAGUGGCUAAGGGGAGAGUAUCAUCAUUCAUCAGUUACGCAUGAACUCCAGAUGAGUCGCCAUGCAAAAUCCAGAUGUUUGUGUGCACUUCUUGACAUCAUCUGGUUGGGUCACUGCUGAAACUCCAUUACUGUGAUCUUCCAUGCUACUGAUCGCUUAUGGAAGUAUUUUACUGCUUCCAUUGGAAAUCUUGGGGGGGGGGUUGUGCAGAUUUUAAUGUUUUUAUAAAAGAAUAAACCAUAAUGUGUUUGACUUUUUGUAAACUAAAUGGAAAGAAAGAACCAUGGUCUUUUAAUUUUGUAAUGCUCUGAAUCAAUGACACAGGAUUGAUUUUUUUGUUUGUUUUGGUGUUCCUACAUAAUUUAUUUUUAUAAUACACUUUGUAAUUCAGGGGUUGUGUGGAUUUCUUUCUUCCUUUUUUUGCCAAACCUUCUGACUCCUGUGGCACAUUUAUUUGUAGAAUACACUGUCAAAUUUGCAAUGUGCCAGUUUGUAUUUUUUUAUUAUUAUUGGAAAUUAUAGACGUGUCAACUCAAUCUCAAAAAUGGCACCUUUUAAGAAAAUUUACUGCAAAAUGUACUUGCCAUAACAUGACUGUGAUAUUAACUGCCCUCAAGACUGCUCUGUGGGAUAAUAUUAUGGGGUUGUUUAUAUUGGUUUUUUGCACUGUGCUGUGGCUUAACAUAACUGAAUACCAAAAAACCAAAGCUUUUAAAUGCUGUAUGCUGGUUUCUAUUAAACUGUGGUCAUACAAUGUGUGCUUUUUAUAUGUGCCUGAACCAAAAAGAUUCCUUUUUAUCACACUGUACAAAUAAAUUUUCACAAGUGUGCAACAGUA